CCAUCCCCUUUUCUGCCAGGCUCUUGUGUACCGUUCACACCAGGGGCUCGGAGUCUCACCGGCAGGCAGCCUGGGGCCCAGACACCUUCUGUGUGGCCAGUUCCCUCCAACAGGUUCUCACCCCGGGUUUCCUGAUGGCCUGGGCAGCUGCUCCCACCCAAGGCUACCUCCCCAAUUGUCCCAGAGCCUGAGGUCCCUGCUUCCCCGUGACUGUCCUCCUGCUCUUCGACAGUCUCUGUCCCCCAGGCCCCUUGCGGUCCCCGUGCUGAAUGGCAUUGGGCCGUGGUGUGCCCCCUUUGUCCCCUGCCAUCAGUGUCUGCCUCCCCAGCUUCCAAGGCCCUCAGCGGGGUCCCUCCUUCCCACCCUCUGCCUGCCAUCCGUGCAGAGCUGCCCCGCCUCUGUGGUAAGAGCUGGCAAGCAUCCCGGCUUUGGUUAGGUGUAAAUCAGCAUGCUGAUGUUGAUUUGCAUAGCUUUCCCAGUGUGCUCCUUAGGUGCAAUGUUUGUCUCAUCAUCUGCAUCUCUGAGGCAGAGCCCAGGAAAGUGCCAGCCCUCAACCCACGCUGCCAGCAUUUCCCUGAAUCUAGAAGCAUCAGCCGCCAGGAGGCCCAGGAGCGCCCAAGAGGCAACCUCUAGCUGAGGAAAGCAAGCGCAGGGCUUCGCUGCCGCCAGCCUAGGAUGGGGAGACCUAGCACCAGGGAGAGGGAUGAGGGGAUGCUGGUGAGGAGGAAGGAAGGGAGAAGACAAAGCGUCAGGACCCGGUGCCGUCACUCUGGGAUGGAGCACCUGCUGGGCCAGACAUGGCUGGGCCCCUGGAUGCUGCUGGCCUGUCUCCUGGUGAGCAGGAGUGUCACCGAGGAGGUAUCUGAGCACUGCAGCCACAUCAUCGGGAACGGGCACCUGCAGUCCCUACAGCAGCUGAUUGACAGUCAAAUGGAGACCUCGUGCCACAUUGCCUUUGAGUUUGUGGACCAGGAGCAGUUGGAUCCCGUGUGCUACCUUAAGAAGGCCUUCUUCCUGGUGGAAGACAUCAUGGAGGACACCCUGCGCUUCAAGCACAGCACGCCCAACGCCAAGGCCAUCCUGGAGCUCCAGGAACUCUCGCUCAGGCUCAGGAGCUGCUUCACCAAGGAUCAUGAAGAGGACAACAAGACCUGUGUCCGUACUUUCUAUGAGACUCCACUCCAGUUGCUGGAGAAGAUCAAGAAUGUCUUUAAUGAAACAAAGAAUCUCCUUAAAGAGGACUGGAAUAUUUUCAGCAAGAACUGCAACAACAGCUUUGCUAAAUGCUCCAGCCAAGAUGUGGUGACCAAGCCUGAUUGCAACUGCCUGUACCCCAAAGCCACCCCUAGCAGUGACCUGGCCUCCCCUCGCCAGCCCCUUGACCCCUCUACAGCCCCCAUGGCUGGCUUGACCUGGGCCGACGCUGAGGGGAUACAAGGCAACCCUCUCUUGCCCGGUGAGCAGGCCCCUGACACAGUGGACCCAGGCAGCGCCAAGCAGCGACCACCCAGGAGCACCUGCCAGAGCCUUGAGUCGCCAGAGACCACCGGGGUGGAGGACAGCCCCCCAGGCCGCUCCUCGCAGCCUCACCCUGCCGUCGGGGCCCCCACACCUGGGGUGGAGGCCAUUCUGGACCCUGCCAUGGACACUCUCUGGGCCCUGGAAGAGGCCUCUGGAAACACUGGCGAGGGCCCUGCCCCUGGGCCAGAAGGGGACAGCGUCCAGGCCGAGGGUGCCAGACCCAGCAACCUCCUGACAGCGUCUUCAGCACUAGCUGCAUCAGCAGAGGCUGCGACCAGCACCGCCCUGCCCAGGGUGGGCUCAGUGAGGCCCCAGGGCCUGGUUCGGAGCCACAGCCCUGAGAAGACCCACAGGCCACCUGCCCUGCCUCCAAACCACCAGAAGCCAGGCUCUCUCGGGGCCUUGCUGCGACGCCUCCAGGGCCCCAGCCAGUUCACCGUGCCCUCCACUCAGCCAAAGCUUCCCAGGAGCCACCCCUGGGCUGGCCUGGUGCUACGCAGGGAGCUGGAGGGCAGAAGGAGCACCAGGGACCGGAGGAGCCUGAGAGAGCUGGAUGGUGCAGAGCGUGCAAGCGAGGGGGCUGCCCAGGCCCUAGCCCCUUUUAAUUCCCUUCCUUUGACUGACACAGGCCAUGAGAGGCAGCACACAGGACCCUCUGACCCCCUGCUGCCCGGCUUUGCCUUCCGCCUGCUGGUGCCCAGCGUCAUCCUGGUCUUGCUGGCCGUUGGGGGUCUCCUGUUCUACAGGCGGAGGCGGCGGAGCCAUCGAGAGAGUCCAGCCACGGAUUCUCCCACGGCACCGCCAGAGGGCAGCCUCCUGACCCAGAAUGAGGACAGACAGGUGGAAAUGCCAGUGUAGAGGGAGUUUUGUAAAGCUGGGCGCCCACAACAGUCUGUCUGAGGGAGGAGACGCCAUGGGGCCGGCCUCCACCAGCCCUCCCCAGCCUACCCUCCUAGGAGCGAGGCCUGCCCACCAUCAGACCUCCAGCCUGCCAGGACUGGACCUGCACAGCCAGGCUGGGGACCCUAUGCCUCGACUCUCAGAUCCUCAGCCAGCCAGCCAACCGACUGAGCGAGAGCCGGGGGCUGCCUCCCUGCUGCCACUAGUUAUGGGGGGCCCCGGAGGCUCCCACGCACUGGAGGAUUGGGGGCAAGCCCGGCUCAGGACCCUUGCUCGCCCCUCAGGAGCUGCGCCCUCCUCUCACUCGCUUCCCACCUGCCAGUGGCGGGUGGGAGCCCAGGGUGGACGCUGAGGACAGGAGGAGCCCUGCGCCCAGAGGACCCGCCUGGUGCCGAGAUCCCCACCUCGGGACAGGCAGGGACCUGUCUCUGGAGAGAGGAGCCCAUGAUUGGCAGGGCGGGCCCACGUUGGCCUGGUUUCCCGUCAGGGCAUGCAAUCCAAGGGACGGGAAGAGGAGGCCGCAGGCUGCCAGCUCGGGUGGCCCCAGGGUCGACACCCUCUGCUCGCCUCAGUGCCCUCUGCUGGUUGCCAGGCAGAGAGGAGGGGCCGUCCCUGCCCUCAGGACCUGCCUGAUCCAGCUCACGAUGCCAAGAAGGGGACCAGGCGCCGGCCUCUGCCCUCCUUGCCUCCAGCCCCUGCCGGAGCUUCUGCUAGAAGCCAGGCUGAGGCUCCUGUCGUGAAGGAAGCCGUUGCACUGUGAAUACCGAGCCUGCCUGCUGAUCAGCCUGCGCAGCCGUCCCUCAGCACGCACCCUGCGUCCUCCCCGCGUGCCCGCCUCUCCCCGGCUUCCUGCACUGAGCUGGCUUCAGCUGCUGACCGAGGGAGCCCCUGGGCCCUGACCUUCUCCUGACUUGACUCCUGGGGUGGGG
Molecule: messenger RNA, 3350 nt
Organism: Lepus europaeus (European hare)
Lineage: Eukaryota; Metazoa; Chordata; Mammalia; Lagomorpha; Leporidae
Gene: CSF1
Product: colony stimulating factor 1
Exons: 9
Coding region: 676-2379 (567 amino acids)
Biological process (GO): osteoclast differentiation; positive regulation of macrophage differentiation
Cellular component (GO): membrane
Molecular function (GO): cytokine activity; growth factor activity
Source: RefSeq, a predicted model, not a curated record